Scylla paramamosain (green mud crab) is the source of this 792-nucleotide messenger RNA. RefSeq lists its product as uncharacterized. Bases 1 to 369 code for a protein of 122 amino acids. The record is from RefSeq and is a predicted model, not a curated record. Lineage: Eukaryota; Metazoa; Arthropoda; Malacostraca; Decapoda; Portunidae. The transcript has 2 exons.
AUGUUGGAGCCAUCCAACCCUCUUCUGCUGGUGUUGCUGGGUCCGCAGGGGCCUCUGGAUUUGACAAUGCUGUGUCAUCUGCACUGGAUGAGAACAUCUUUGUUCAAAUUAUUCAUGUUACAAAUGAUUACAUGCAAUGGUGACCACUCACACUUGGAAGCUCUCUCUCAAGUGCUGGAGACCCAACAGCAGAAUCAUCUGAGCAUGGACGAGCUGGUGAUGGUGCAGCAGGAGCAGGGGCUGGCUGUACAGAACAUGUCCCAGGCAUUUCAACAAUCUGUUGAAGUGCAGAGGAACAUUCUGCAUUUAUUGCAGCAGCUGGUAACACUUGCUGAGCACUUCAUUAAUGCCAACACCAGCCAGCAAUAAUUUUUAGAAUUCUAAUGUUUACCUUUCAUAAGUUUACCCUUAUUAAGUUAUUAAGUUAUAAGACUAAGUUAUGAAAUUAAGUUAUAUUAAGUUAUAUUUCUUUUCUGUAGCUUUAAGUUGUAGCAAUUUUAUCAUUUACCUAGAACAGCAAGUUAAUGUUAGUGCAAUGUAAUACCAAAGUAUUUCUUCACUGUGAUACCUACAAUGCUUUUGUAUUACUUAAAGUACAAAAAUAAGAUUAGUGUUUUGUGGUGGCCUGCUGGUGGGCAUUUCUAUAAAUAUGUCUAUUUACUUUUUUUUUUCUUUUUACAGGACCUGAACUAUACUCAUAUAUGUUAUUAUAUUUUUUUUUUCUUUUUCUUGCAAAGACUUUGGUAAUUGGUAAUAAUUUGAUUUUUAAAUAAAUCUACAGCACUUUUUGUA